UGCCAGUAUCCAAACCGGUGAGCCUGCCUUCCCAUGAUGAACUGAUCCAGCCUGACGAUCCUAUUAGGCCAGUUGACUCGAUGCCCGCUGUUGAUCCAGAUGAUCCGGUACCUGAUCCGGUGCCCGCUGUCGAGCCAAAUGACCUGAUGCCUGGUGACCCAGUGCCCGCUGUCAUACCUGGUGACCCGAUGCCCGCUGUCGAGCCAGACAAUCCGGUACCUGAUGACCCGGUGCUCACUGUCGUGCCUGUUGACUCGGAGCCCACUGCCUUGCCAGAUGACGCGGUGCCCGCUGUCGAGCCAAAUGACCUGAUGCCUGGUGACCCGAUGCCCGCUGUCCAGCCAGACGAUCCAAUGUCUGACCCAGUGCCAGCGGUCAUCCCAGUUGACUCGGAGCCCACGGUUGUGCCUGGUGACUCGGUGCCCGCCGCCGCCCCGCCUGGGGGCCUGAGACCUGUCGUUCCGCCUGGGGGUCCGGCGCCCGCCGCUCCGCCUGAGGGCCCGAGACCUGUCGCUCCGCCUGGGGCGUCCGGCGCCCGCCGCUCCGCCUGGGGGCACGAUGCCUGUCGCCCC
Molecule: messenger RNA, 572 nt
Organism: Staurois parvus
Lineage: Eukaryota; Metazoa; Chordata; Amphibia; Anura; Ranidae
Source: the annotation of a GenBank genome assembly